Molecule: messenger RNA, 6028 nt
Organism: Cololabis saira (Pacific saury)
Lineage: Eukaryota; Metazoa; Chordata; Actinopteri; Beloniformes; Belonidae
Gene: pde4ca
Product: phosphodiesterase 4C, cAMP-specific a
Exons: 16
Coding region: 1011-3185 (724 amino acids)
Biological process (GO): signal transduction
Cellular component (GO): nucleus; cytosol; perinuclear region of cytoplasm
Molecular function (GO): 3',5'-cyclic-AMP phosphodiesterase activity
Source: RefSeq, a predicted model, not a curated record
GCAUGAGUUUGGUCCCACCACUCUCAGGAGACAAGAGAAGGGAGAGCAGAGGUCUGUCAUCACCCACUCCAGGGAGGACCUAAUGGGAUAAUAAUACUCUUUCCACUUCAUUUUUUUUUUCUUCUUCCCACUAAGACAACUGCGCUUGGUCUGUUGGUGGAUCAACAACGUUCAGAUGGACAGCUUCCUAUCAGGGUUGAUGGACUUGACUUCUGAAGACAGACCGUACCUGCGGACCUUUGUUGAGGAAUUCACUUUCACAAGUUUGCAGCUCGUCUGGAUGAAUUCAAGCCGGCUGCUUCCUAUUUAGACGUACGCAGGGAGGAAACACACACACACACACACACACACACGAGGAGGACCGUGUUUAUCUUGGCACGUCCGUGGUGAGCUGAGGGGAGAAUAAAUGAGGAAUUGGCCUGGGAUGAGCACUGACAGCUGACACCGUCCUCCGUUUUUCUGCGGGUGUUGUUCAGGCCCCCGACUCUCUACGCUCGCAGUGAGAUGAUCUGCUAACUCUCUCCAUCAGAGGGCUUUAGCAGCCAGCGAGCGUUGCCUUUUUGGGCAGCUUACACUCACAGAUGUGAACACAUGCACUCUGAGCAGAUCCUUUUGAGAUUUUCCUUUCUCUCUCUGCGAAGCCAGAGGGACAUAUCCUUAACGCCGGGAGUCUGGGACUGAAAGUUUGACUGGAACCAGCUUUCAAAGUGUCAUUUCUAUUAAUGGAAGCCACUUUCAGGUGCUGAACACAAAGGCGACUCUGCAGGUCUGAGCUGCCGUCGCCGUGCCGGAGGCCUUUGCGUUUUUGCCACUUUGCAUCCCGAGGUUGCUUUAGGUUCCUGGAUUUCCUAGUAUUCAAACACCUUUUUCCUAUUCACGCCGCCAUGGAGGAUGGUCCUGUCAGAUAAGUUCACCUUCGUCCGUUGUCGCCCAUAGUUGCUGUUCUUUUUUUUUUUUUUUUUUUUUUUGACAACUCUCUGGACUCAAGUCUUUUUCAACCUGCCAAUGAAAUGAUGAGCAAAGACGCUCGCUUCUCCAGAAAGAUGCCCAGCGGUUUCUCCACGCGCAGGCACUCUUGCAUCGGUUUUGACUUGGAAAAUGGAUUAUCGAUGGGGCGAGCCCCCCUGGACCCCCAGGCCGGCUCCGGCUCCGGUCUGGUCCUGCAGGCCAACUUCCCUCACAGUCAGCGGCGGGAGUCCUUUCUCUACCGCUCCGACUCCGACUUUGACCUUUCCCCCAAACUUCCUUCCAGAAACUCUUCAGCAGCCAGUGACCUGGAGGAAAGCCUGAAGCACUGGGAGGUCAACUGGUUGUCAUCUCGACACUCGGAAGACAUGAUAGUUACUCCAUUUGCACAGGUGCUUGCCAGUCUGAGGACAGUCCGGAGUAACUUUGCCACCAUAACUGGCCAGCAAGACCGCACAGCCAGCAAGAUGCGAUCCUCAAACAGUAACCCACCAUCGAUGUGCAAGACCAGCCUAGCAGAGGAGCCGCACCAGCAGCUGGCCAUCGAGACUCUGGAUGAGUUGGAUUGGUGUCUGGAACAACUAGAGACGCUGAAAACUCGACACUCCGUCAGUGAGAUGGCGUCCAACAAGUUUAAGAGGAUGCUGAACCGAGAACUCUCUCAGCUGUCAGAGACAAGUCGUUCCGGGAAUCAGGUGUCCGAGUUCAUCUCAAGCACCUUUCUAGAAAAACCACAUGACAUGGACAUCACGUCUUCCCCCACCAAGGAGAAGGACAAAAAGAAGCGUCCCAUGUCCCAGAUCAGCGGCGUGAAGAAGGCUACCCACACUCUGGCGCCCUCCACCAUACCUCGAUUUGGGGUCAGCUCUAGCCAGGAAGGACUCCUCGCCAAGGAACUUGAGGACAUAAACAGAUGGGGAAUCGACAUCUUCAGGGUGUCGGAGUACUCUGGAAGUCGCGCGCUGACCGUCACCAUGUACACCAUCUUUCAGGAACGUGACUUGCUGAAGACCUUUAAGAUUCCUGCAGACUUUUUCAUCAACUUCAUGAUGACGCUGGAGGACCACUACCACGCCGAUGUCGCCUACCACAACAACAUCCACGCUGCGGAUGUGGUCCAGUCCACGCACGUGCUGCUGUCCACACCUGCGCUGGAGGCUGUUUUUACGGAUCUGGAGAUUCUCGCGGCGUUGUUUGCAAGCGCCAUCCAUGACGUGGAUCACCCUGGAGUUUCCAACCAGUUCCUAAUCAACACCAACUCAGAACUGGCCCUGAUGUACAACGACUCGUCGGUGCUGGAGAACCACCACCUGGCAGUCGGGUUCAAGCUUCUGCAGGAAGAAAACUGCGACAUCUUUCAGAAUCUGAGCAAAAAGCAGAGACAGUCGCUGCGCAAAAUGGUCAUCGACAUGGUGCUGGCCACUGACAUGUCUAAGCACAUGAACCUGCUAGCAGACCUGAAGACCAUGGUUGAGACCAAGAAAGUGACCAGUCUGGGAGUCCUGCUGCUGGACAACUACUCAGACCGCAUUCAGGUUCUUCAGAACAUGGUCCACUGCGCAGACCUGAGCAACCCCACCAAGCCUCUCGAGUUGUACCGCAAGUGGACGGAUCGCAUCAUGGUGGAGUUCUUCACUCAGGGCGACAGGGAAAGAGACAAAGGGAUGGAGAUCAGCCCCAUGUGUGACAAGCACAACGCCUCCAUAGAAAAGAACCAGGUGGGUUUCAUCGACUACAUCGUCCAUCCUCUGUGGGAGACGUGGGCGGACCUGGUUCACCCCGAUGCCCAGGAGAUCCUGGACACGCUGGAGGAUAACAGAGAGUGGUACCAGAGCAUGAUCCCCCACAGCCCCUCGCCAGGCCCGCUGGAGCAGGAGGAGGAAGACCCUGCGGGGGAAGCGUCGGCGCCCGCCAAGGGCGGCGGCUCCACUGCAGCUGACAAGUUUCAGUUCGAGCUGACCUUGGAGGAGGAGGAGGAUGAGUCUGACACGGAAAGCUCCCCCGAUGAGGAGAAGGGCUACAGCAGCAGCAGCGGGGGGCACGAACUCAGCAGGACCGAACACAGGAGCGGAUGCAGUUCAACCCAACGGCUCAAUAAGAUCCUCACCAGCGACUCGAGCAGGACGUUUUCUUUAGACUCCGAGAAGGAGAUGGAGGAAGACAGAGAGACGGGCCAAGAAGGCAUCGCCGAGGUGCCGUGCUUCAGGCUCGGCACAUAGCACCGGCCGCAGCGGUUUCUUCUGGCGGCCUUCUUUUCUUCACUUUCAUUAAUAUCAGUGCCUCGUCCUCUUUCAUUACCCUUCUCCCAGUCCAAGGAAAAAAAAAAGAAAAAAACCCGCCUUUGGUUUUCUCUGGAUGGGGUGGCGGCAGGACCCGGGGUGGUGGAGGAGCUGCAGCUGGGUGCGGGAGUGUCACAGGGUUUGCGUUUUUUACACGGCGGUCACUUGCACUGGAGCGCAGCGGGCCAGCAGCGUCGCCAGCUCGCCAUCACUGACAACGAGACACGUUUCUGACCGGUUCAUUGUGCUCUGUGUCCAUUCACUCGAAGCUCGGACAAAGCAAGAACAAGUAGUGAAAACAACACUUUCCCAUCUACAACCAGUCUUUUGUGUGCUGCAGCUGAAGUCACAAGUGUCCUCCAGUACUUGUAAAAACCAAAGUGAGUGAGUGGUUAGAAACCAAAAAAACUGAUAAUUGGGGACAACAUGAAACUAAAACAGUGCCCCUUUAGUUUUGCCUCAUGUCUUUCAUGUAAAGACACACUACGUAUAACUGCAGUUGGCACACAAGACCUGACGCCAAGAGCAGAUCCCGCUAAUUUAACGGCAGGAAGGAGAUAUUCACCCUCCUAUGCAGCAAACUUUACAUGUAGCAAACUUUUUGAGUGACCGUUACUGUAAACAUACCUGAGAGAGCUGCACCUCCUCUUGAACUGUUGUUGAGGAGGUCGAACACGAUUGUGAUGAAUGAGCUCACACUUGAUGUUUUCAGCCUUUUCAGAUAGAACACUUUAUCUUUUUAUAAUCCUAGACUAAGAUAUUGUCAACAAUGAAACUGUGCCGGAGUUACUGUAACGGGGGGGACGGCCCCAGAAUUACAUUUAAAUACAACAAUGCAGGCUUAGCUCGGAGCGCCCCCUGGUGGCCACAAGUGGAAAUGAAGGUCUGGUACUAAGGCCGUUUGAUCUUGAAAGGAAACUACAUUUAAACUGUCUUUUGGUUAUUUUCUUUCACUUCUGUCACUUUUUCUUGUACAAAAAAAUAGUAUUCGUUUUUCUUGGUAUAUAUUUUUAUCAGUUUGCCUUUAAGUUGAAGCACUUUUUGAUUUAGUCCACUGCUCGCCCCAAACCGUGUUUAUUUUAAGCCAAAACGUGAACACGAUGACAUCUAUUGAAACAGAAACAACAGCCAUAAAAUAAACGGCACCGUGCAGCUGGAAAUAUAUUCAACCUUAUCUUCAGAUCCAUUUCUCACCUUGUGUUUUUCAUAGCAUCUACUUGCAUAAAUGACUUCACUGAGGGCGAGCGUGACAGAAGUAUUAAGGUUACAAGGACAGUUGGUGACAUUAUAGUAACUGUUUAGAAAAAACAAAUACAUCAGAUGUUACCAAAAGACAGUUGCCUGUGCCAGAAUUUUUCUAUCUCUAUCUGAUCAAUACUUUUGCUCUUUGCAGGGACAUAGUCGAUGACAAAACAAGUGCCCAGCAAGCAUGACACAACCAGUACUGUAAUUUCCAUUUUGCCACUGGCUACUUUCCAUCAGCGGCUGAUAUAGUCGGUUGAUCAUAGCGCCCUCCGUGCCAAUCUGACCUCAGCGUCUCUCUUCCUUUUUUUCCUAACUCCUAUUCAGAUGGUGAAUUGAAGCUUACUUUGUCUUAAAACUAGUGAUAUGUGGUUUUCCUAGGAGUAAAAGACUGGUCAGACUUUGUUUUUUCAAGUAUUUGCAAAGAAAACAAACAAGCACUUUGAAUGGUACUUUUACAGGUCUGCACUUCCGGUGGCGAUGAAGAUGUAAAGCGUGACUUUGCUACUGUUUUUCUUUUGUGUGUCGUUGAGCGGUCGUCUGGUGGAGUCGAGCUGCAGAGGAACGACCACUUUUCAAGUGUAGAUAGUAGAUGGUGGGGACUUUUUAUAAAGAAAUAGAUAAAUCUGUUGAAAUGCAUGAAAUUACAGAUUGUAAAAAGUAAGAAGAGUUUAUGUACUGCUUUUAAAUUUUAAACUAUGAAUGAUCUUAUUUUAUUUUAUUAUAACAAAAAAAGAGCUGUUCACACACACACAUACAGUAUAUACUUUUUUCCUUUGGAGCAAGUGUUUUUGCUCUUGUUUUUGUUGUUUUUGUGUGUCAAUCCUCUCUGUAGCGUCAGCAGACCUCAUGGGUGCCUUCAACACUACACUUUAACCAGCACAACGUACAGCAUGCAAACAUCAAGCCUGUGUCUCUGCUUUUCACUAAUUCUUUAAUUUUGUACAUUUUCCUCACAGUACUUAAUGUUGAUUUUAUUAUUGUUCAUGUUGUUUUCUGUUGUUGUUUUUUAUUUAUAUGCUAUCUGUCAGAACAAUGAGACAAUUGAGUAAAGUAUUUUUGUGUAGUUUUAUGUACUAUCAAGGCAGAAGGAACAGAUUUCAACUAUUACUAAGCUUUUUUUUCCUUCUCAUUUCUUUAGGUCAAAAAAUUACAUAAAACAUUAGGAAAACAUUGUUUGUUUGUUUGUUUGUUUGUUUGUUUUGGCUGUGUAGAACAAAGUUGAGUGACGGAUUCCUUCCUGGGUUUUCUGAAGCAUCUCAUUCCUGUCUUCCUCUGUUUGCACUGAUCUCACCUGAUUGUUUAUCAAUGAUACUGCGGCACGUGUGGAUCUGAGACUUGUUGAAACGUUGAAAUAAUGAUGUAAUCAUGCAGCCUUAACAGUCUUUGCAGGUGAGUUAUUCUGCUCUUAGUGGUUUCACACAUGAGAACCUGAUGAGAUGAUGUGGCUCUGACAAUCCAGGCGCUGCAGUUUAACUGUGGGUCUGCUAGAACUCUUUCCAACUACAACUGUAGGCCUUUCCAAUAAAGGAGAAACACUU